Messenger RNA from Ricinus communis (castor bean), 1243 nucleotides. RefSeq lists its product as uncharacterized. Lineage: Eukaryota; Viridiplantae; Streptophyta; Magnoliopsida; Malpighiales; Euphorbiaceae. Gene Ontology annotation, biological process: protein polyubiquitination; SCF-dependent proteasomal ubiquitin-dependent protein catabolic process. Gene Ontology annotation, molecular function: protein binding. Bases 77 to 889 code for a protein of 270 amino acids. Gene Ontology annotation, cellular component: SCF ubiquitin ligase complex. The record is from RefSeq and is a predicted model, not a curated record. The transcript has 3 exons.
UAGUAUCGUGAUUAAAUCAUUGAAUUCUAUAAAGUCCAAAAUAACUUGAUAAUUCACUGCCAAAAAGUAACAAGAAAUGAAACAAACGGAGGGCAAUUUACAGAGCUCUCUCCCUCUUGAUAUUGCCCUCAAAAUCGCCUCAUCUCUUGAGGUUAAGUUUAUGCUUCUUUUUCCUUUUUCUCGAAAAAGUUUGUGGCUUUAUAAUGAUUCUAUUUUCUACUUGUUGAAGGUAUUAGAUGUGUGUUCAUUAGGCAGUUGCUCUCGGUUUUGGAGGGAAUUAUGUGGGUCAGAUUGCAUAUGGGAGUCGCUAACCAGAGAAAGAUGGCCUUCACUUUCUUUUCUCAACAAUCCUAUCAGCAAGGAUUGGAGGGAGAUUUAUAUAAGGACGCAUAAAGAGAUGGAGGGAAAAGCUACCUCUGUGAUUGUUUUUGUGGAGCAUUGUUCUCUAUCUGAAUCACUUGAAGUUGGGGAGUAUUAUAAAGCAAUUGAAGAUUUAGAUUCUAUGCAGAUUUCGUUCAGAGAUAUUCAGAUGUUUCUUUUCAAGCCCAAGCUUAGUGUGCUACUAAACUUGGUUGGCUUACACUACUGCAUUUUCUGCCUUAAAGUGCCGGCUGAGCAUCUCAUGGAUGCAAUCCUGUUUUGCAAAAUUUCAGAGCGGCUAGUCUGUGUAAAAUGGUGGAAGCUUGGCAGAUGGUUGUAUGGGUUCCGCAUGAGGGAUGAGUCCCAUUCUCGUAAGGUAUCUUUAGCAGAUCUUGUGACAGACAAAGGGGAGGAGGUUCUCGGGGUCCUUCGCCGAGGUGCCAUUCAUGAGGUCUUACGUGUCAAGAUAUGCAUUUCAAGUGAAAUAUCUACCCCUUGGCCUUGUCAAAGUUCUCAGAUACAGUAUUAGGUUUGCAGAAAUUGUAGGCCUUCUCAGUUAUGAUCUAUCUUGCAAUUGCCAAAGAAAAGAGAAGCGCUUUUGUGAUUUUGUCCUUCUCUAAGGUGGCAUUCUCUAGCCACCAUCAUCAUCACUGUGUCAAAAAAAUAAAAGAUAAAAAAGAAAGAAGUAAAGAAUGACUACAGCAGUGAUCUGUUCAUGUCUAUAAUGUUUGUCUCUGUAAAUUAGCAAUAGCCAUGUAAGUUUUUCUUUGGCUUUUGUCAUUUGUGGAAAAUUACGGUACUGAAGGAAGCUGAAACCUUAAUUGUAUACUUGUAUAAUUGUGAUAAACAUUGUCAAUGUAUAUAAAAUAUCUGUUUUUAUGUA